AUGACCAAGAAGUUCGAGUUUAAUUGGCAGAUACCCGUACCGGAACCUUUGUUGCAGGGCGCUGUUUUUGACAGAUGGACGGAGGAAAAAGACAACACCGAGUUUGAACAGAAUUGUUUGUUUAAAGUCGACGAAUAUGGCUUCUUUAUCUACUGGAAAAGUGAAGGAAAGGACGGAGAUGUCAUCGAGUUGUGCCAAGUCAGUGACGUGCGGUCUGGUGGAGUGCCAAAGGAUGCCAAGCUAAAUGACAAAUUAGAAAAAAAACAUGGCAAUAACUUAGAAGAAAAAUCGUUAACUAUAUGCAGUGGCACGGACUAUAUCAACAUAAAUUACCAACACGUCGUCUGUCCGGACGCGGACACCGCUAAUGUAUGGAAGGAGUCCCUCCGCGCCAUAACUCAUAACAACAAAAUAAACAACGCCUGUCCAAGAACGAAUCUUAUGAAGCAUUGGAUGCGUCUAUCGUUCUUAGUGGAUCCUAAAGGGAAAGUCCCAGUAAAAGUAGUGAGUAAAACCUUCGCAUCAGGAAAAACGGAAAAAUUGGUAUAUCAAUGUUUAUCAGAACUGGGUCUGCCUUCCGGCAAAAAUGAAUCUAUGGAUAAAGAAGCUUUCACAUUCGACAAAUUUUACGCUUUAUAUCACAAAAUCUGCCCCAGAAACGACAUUGAAGAGCUUUUCAGGACUAUAACUCAAGGCAAAUCAGAUCGAAUCAACUUAGAACAAUUUGUGAACUUCCUAAAUGAAAAGCAGCGUGACCCACGACUCAAUGAAAUCUUGUAUCCAUUGUACGACGACAAGCGAGCCCUCGAAAUCAUCACUGAUUAUGAACAAGAUGAAGAAGCUAAAAGUACUAAAUGUCUCACAAAAGAUGGCUUAGUUCGAUACCUAAUGUCAGAUGAAAACGCACCUGUGUUCCUCGAUCGCCUGGAUUUUUAUAUGGAAAUGGACCAGCCUUUAUCUCAUUAUUACAUCAAUUCAUCCCACAACACUUAUCUAUCGGGGAGACAGUUUGGUGGCAAAAGUUCUGUAGAAAUGUACCGACAGGUGCUUCUAGCUGGGUGUCGAUGCGUAGAACUCGACUGUUGGGACGGCAAAGGUGAAGAUGAAGAACCAAUCAUAACCCACGGGAUGGCGAUGUGCACUGAUAUCUUAUUCAAAGACGUCAUAUACGCAUUACGUGACACAGCCUUCGUGGCCUCUGACUAUCCUGUGAUAUUGUCCUUUGAAAACCAUUGCUGUAAAGCCCAGCAAUACAAACUAGCCAAAUACUGUGAUGAAAUUCUUGGAGAUUUACUCUUGAAGGAGCCGUUGCCUGAAUAUCCUCUAGAACCCGGCCAGCCAUUACCGCCGCCAUGUUUGCUAAAACGGAAGAUCAUGAUCAAGAACAAACGUCUAAAGCCAGAAGUAGAGAAGCAGGAGUUAGAGCUGUUCCGCCAAGGACAGUUCGUCAUUGAGGACGAGGUGAAGGAAGACGCCUCAGCUGUGGUCUUGCCGGAGAAAAAGGUAGAAGAGAUAGUCCCGGAGGUGGCGGCGGCGGCAACGGGCGCGGAGGGCGACGCGCCGCCGCCGGUGCAGUACACGGGCUCCACCACCAACGUGCACCCGUGGCUUUCGUCCAUGGUCAACUACGCGCAGCCCGUCAAGUUCCAGAGCUUCGAGGAGGCUGAGAAAAAGAACAUCCAUCACAACAUGUCAUCGUUCGCGGAGACCACCGGCAUGAACUACCUCAAGUCCCAAGCCAUCGACUUCGUCAACUACAACAAGCGGCAGAUGUCCCGUAUAUAUCCCAAGGGAACUCGAGCAGACUCCUCUAAUUAUAUGCCACAGGUGUUCUGGAAUGCGGGCUGCCAGAUGGUCUCGCUGAACUUCCAGACCUCAGACCUACCGAUGCAGCUAAAUCAGGGCAAGUUCGAGUACAACGGCAACUGCGGGUACUUGCUGAAGCCGGACUUCAUGCGGCGUGCCGACCGAAGCUUCGACCCCUUCGCCGACGCGCCGGUGGACGGCGUCAUCGCGGCCCAGUGCGCCGUGCAGGUGAUAGCCGGACAGUUCUUAUCAGAUAAGAAAGUGGGUACUUACGUGGAGGUGGAUAUGUACGGGCUGCCCUCCGACACCAUCCGUAAGGAGUUCCGCACACGCAUGGUGCCCGCUAACGGACUCAAUCCUGUGUAUAAUGAAGAGCCUUUCUUGUUUCGUAAGGUGGUGCUGCCGGACCUGGCGGUGCUGCGGUUCGGCGUGUACGACGAGAGCGGCAAGCUGCUGGGGCAGCGCAUCCUGCCGCUGGACGGGCUGCAGGCGGGCUACCGGCACAUCUCGCUGCGCACGGAGGCCAACUUCCCCAUGUCGCUGCCCAUGCUCUUCUGCAACAUCGAGCUCAAGAUAUACGUGCCUGAUGGCUUUGAGGACUUCAUGGCGGCUCUCUCCGACCCGCGAGCCUUCAUGGGCGCGGCCAAGGAGCGUACUGACAACAUGAAGCAGAUGGGCAUCGAGGAGAGCGGCCCGGAGAAGAAACCUGCGGAGGAGAAGAAGGAAGAACCGCUGGUAUUCGAGCCAAUAACAGUAGAAAGCCUACAAAAGGAGAAAGGCUUCGUUAAAACCGGACGCAAGCAGCAGAAAGAUCUAGAAGCUAUGAAGAAACGCCACGCCAAAGAGAAGAUGACGUUACAGAAGCAACAGUGCACGGCUCUGGAGAAGAUGAUAAAAGGAAAGAACAAAGAGCAGCUGAGCACGGACGCGUCGUUCCGGCAGCUGGUGGGCGAGCAGGCGGGCGCGUGGGGCGAGCUGGUGCGGCGCCAGCGCGCCGAGCUGUGCGCGGCCGCCAGCGCGCGCCUGCACGAGCAGCGCGACCUGCUCAAGAAGUGCUGCGAGCAGGCGCAGCUGGCGCAGAUGAAGCAGCUCGAGGCCAAGCACGAGAGGGAAUUAAAAGAGAUGAACACGCGACAAGCCAAAAUCAGUGUCGAGACCAGCAAGGAGGUGGCCAAUGAUAAGACUCUGAAGACCAAGCAAGAGAAAGAUCGCCGUCUGCGAGAGAAGAAACAGAAUAACACUAAGAAAUUCAUGGACGAGCGCAAGAAUCAAACGAUCAAACAGAACCGCGAAAAAGACAAGCUGAAGGCAACUCACGACAAGCAAAUGGAGGAACUCUCCAAGGAUAUUGACAAUCUGAUCGAAAUGUACAAAAUGGAGGAAUCUGAAUUCGAAAUGGCGUCUAAAACCGAGUUUUUUGCA
Messenger RNA from Brenthis ino (lesser marbled fritillary), 3228 nucleotides. Lineage: Eukaryota; Metazoa; Arthropoda; Insecta; Lepidoptera; Nymphalidae. The record is from the annotation of a GenBank genome assembly.